AUGAGGAAACUUUCCGGUACACUUCGGGAAGGUGGAUUCCGUCAUCCUCCGCCAACGGCUAUUCGAGUACGCCGGUACGCCCUGGGAGACAGAGAUUCGAUGUCGCUGCGGGCAGAGCUCAUACACUCAAUACGGAAUUGGCUCACAAUUGCUCAGAUCUUCAAUACAAAUUCAACAGCGGGUGCUUGUUCGGUCGCUCCGGUGGAAUAUCCAGAGAAUCUUGUCCGGGAAACCCUUGCCUUGGAAAGAAGCCAAUAUUACAAUACUGCUAAAGAAGUGGCCUAUGAUAUGAAAGCCAGAAUGCUUGAAGCAGCCAAUAUUCCUGAAGAUGUUGCUGCUGUCCGAGACCAGUUUCCUUUCGAAGAUUUCGAUGAAAGCACCUGA
Molecule: messenger RNA, 384 nt
Organism: Aspergillus heteromorphus CBS 117.55
Lineage: Eukaryota; Fungi; Ascomycota; Eurotiomycetes; Eurotiales; Aspergillaceae
Exons: 2
Coding region: 1-384 (127 amino acids)
Source: RefSeq, a predicted model, not a curated record